Molecule: messenger RNA, 1230 nt
Organism: Pipistrellus nathusii (Nathusius's pipistrelle)
Lineage: Eukaryota; Metazoa; Chordata; Mammalia; Chiroptera; Vespertilionidae
Source: the annotation of a GenBank genome assembly
AUGGCUGAAAGCAGCCAGGGCAUCCCAACGAACAGCGGGGCUGGCAGCGAGCGGGACCCGGCGGCCAGCAGCAACUUUCCCGAGUACGAGAUGCCGGAGCUGAACACACGCGCUUUCCACGUGGGCGCCUUCGGGGAGCUGUGGCGUGACCGGCUGCGCGGGCAGGGGGACCUGUCGCUGAAGGAGCCGCCGGCAUCCGAGCUACCCGGGCCAGGAGGGGUCGCCGACCCGGGCUGGGACGAUGCCGCGGCGGCGCGGGAUCUGGGCUGCGACCUGGAGGCAGCGACCGAGCUGAGGGCAGUUUGCGGUCUCGAUAAACUGCGGUGCCUUGAGGAGGACCAGGACCCAGAAGUCAUCCCAGAGGAUACUGGCCUACUGACUUUGGGAGUUAGAAAGGAGAUUUUGGAACGUCGGGAAGAAACAUUAACGAUAGAUCGGGCCUGCAGACAGGAAGUACUUGCUUAUGAGAUGGAGUCACAUGCCAUAGGGAAAAAACCUGAAAAUCCAGCAGACAUGAUUGAAGAGGGGGAACUUAUCCUAUCUGUGAAUGUCUUCUACCCUGUUAUUUUUCAUAAGCACAAAGAACACAAACCAUACCAGACGAUGCUGGUACUGGGCAGUCAGAAGCUCACGGAACUAAGGGAUUCAAUUUGCUGUGUCAGUGACCUCCAGAUUGGUGGGGAAUUCAGCAACACUCCGGACCAGGCCCCUGAGCACAUCAGUAAAGACUUAUACAAAUCAGCCUUCUUUUAUUUUGAAGGAACGUUUUAUAACGAUAGAAGAUACCCUGAAUGCAGAGAUCUGAGCAGAACUAUCAUUGAGUGGUCAGAGUCCCACGACAGAGGCUAUGGAAAGUUUCAGACUGCUAAAAUGGAAGACUUCACCUUCAAUGACUUAAAGAUUAAAAUGGGUUUUCCCUAUUUAUACUGCCACCAGGGAGACUGUGAACAUGUAGUUGUCAUUACUGACAUAAGGCUUGUGCAUCGAGAUGACUGCUUGGAUAGGACACUUUAUCCCCUUCUUAUCAAGAAGCACUGGCUAUGGACCAGAAAAUGUUUUGUUUGUAAAAUGUUCACAGCCAGAUGGGUGACCAACAAUGACAGUUUUGCACCAGAUGAUCCAUGUUUCUUUUGUGAUGCUUGCUUCCGAAUGCUUCACUAUGACUCAGAAGGCAACAAACUGGGAGAAUUCCUUGCUUAUCCUUAUGUUGAUCCUGGAACGUUUAAUUAA